GAGGAAGGGGCACUAAGGAAAGGAGACCUCCUCAUAGAGUUUUCUUGAAUCAUGAGAGAUGAAAUUGCAACAACAGUUUUCUUUGUCACAAGAUUGGUGAAAAAACAUGGUAAAUUGAGUAAACAGCAAAUAGAAAACUUUGCAGAACAGCUGAUGACUAUCUUGUUUGAAACAUACAGAAGUCACUGGCACUCGGAUUGCCCUUCUAAAGGGCAAGCCUUCAGGUGUAUCAGGAUAAACAAUAAUCAGAAUAAAGAUCCCAUUCUACAAAGGGCUUGUGCUGAAAGUAAUGUGGAUUUUUCUCACCUGGGACUUCCAAAAGAGAUGACCAUAUGGGUAGAUCCCUUUGAGGUUUGCUGUAGGUAUGGUGAGAAAAAUCAUCCAUUUACAGUUGCUUCUUUCAAAGGCAGGUCGGAGGAAGGGGAACUUUUCCAACGAAUCAGUUAUGCUGUUAAUAGGUCCACACUGGACUACUCCAGCACUUCCUCUGAUGAAGAAAGUUGUAACAAAGAACCUCAGAUCAUUCCUAAAGUCAGCAAUCCAAAGAGUAUUUAUCAGGUACAAUGCCCCUGA
Messenger RNA from Hipposideros armiger (great roundleaf bat), 573 nucleotides. RefSeq names its product BTG anti-proliferation factor 4 (gene BTG4). Bases 52 to 573 code for a protein of 173 amino acids. Gene Ontology annotation, cellular component: cytoplasm; nucleus. The record is from RefSeq and is a predicted model, not a curated record. NCBI's taxonomy places the organism in Eukaryota, Metazoa, Chordata, Mammalia, Chiroptera, Hipposideridae. The transcript is spliced from 5 exons.